GAGGACUACGCUUCCCAGCGUGCCCCGCGGCGGAAGUUCCGGCGGCGUUGCCGUAGCGACGGGGCGGCGUUGCCAUGGCGGCGGGCGGCGCGGCGGCCCAGCCCCGCUGGCUGCUGCGGCGGGAGGUGGCGGCCCGGGCCGGGCAGCGCUGGGUCAGCGCCCGCGGCCGCGGCCUGCGGCUGGGGCCCUUCCUCCGGGACCGGCAAGGUGACCCCCAGCUGCGCCCGCUCCUGGAGGCGGCAGGCAGUGACGUCAGCCACUGGUUCGACCCCCAGACCGGGGACCCGCUGACCCGCGUGGACCCCCAGUCCGGCCUGCUGUGCUGCUGCGUGCCGGGGGGGCCGGGGGGGGCCCCCCCCGAACCCCGCUCGGACUGGGCCCCCCCAGAGACCCCCCCGUGGUGGGAGGACCCCCGGUUGGAAGUGGGGCGCCUGACGGCCGCCCCCCAACACCUGCGGCUCUGCAACACCCUGACGGGGCAGGAGCACGUCAUCGAGGCCUGCGGGGAGCAGGCGGGGGGGCUGGUGGAGCGGGCGCUGCCCUGGAACGCCCACGUGGGGGGCUACGCCUGGCGCUGCGGGGGGGCCCCCCUGCACCCCGACCAGCCCCCCCCGGCCCCCGACCGCGACGGCUCCCCCCCCCACCGUCCACCUCUACUUCACCGACGACUUCCUCGAGCAAUAACCGCGCCCCAGGGCGAGGCCGUGCCCCCCCCCCCCCCAACAGGCAGACGGUGACACCAGCGGGGGGUCCCCAGGAGUGUCUCCCCCAAAUUUUGGGGGGCAAACUGUAACUUUUUGAGCAAAAUAAACCCGAUUUUGCCAAAAA
Molecule: messenger RNA, 828 nt
Organism: Aquila chrysaetos chrysaetos
Lineage: Eukaryota; Metazoa; Chordata; Aves; Accipitriformes; Accipitridae
Product: cytochrome b5 domain-containing protein 1
Exons: 5
Coding region: 75-737 (220 amino acids)
Source: RefSeq, a predicted model, not a curated record